Messenger RNA from Mugil cephalus (flathead mullet), 2657 nucleotides. It is a transcript of the gene tatdn2, whose product is annotated as TatD DNase domain containing 2. NCBI's taxonomy places the organism in Eukaryota, Metazoa, Chordata, Actinopteri, Mugiliformes, Mugilidae. The record is from RefSeq and is a predicted model, not a curated record. The coding region runs from base 169 to 2265 and encodes 698 amino acids. Gene Ontology annotation, molecular function: hydrolase activity, acting on ester bonds. The transcript is spliced from 7 exons.
UUCAAAUACCCUUCAAAAUCGACACGUUAUUAAUCCAACAGUUAAUCAUUUAUUUUGUUUUUGGUGAGACACGCACGAAUCGUUUAAGGUCCCAGCUAAAGAUAUGUACGUGGACCCCACGCAACUUUGGCCAUUUCUACUGCGUCUUGCCCGGGAAGGAUCUCAGAGAUGGACAGCAGCAGAAAGAAGCUGAAAAUUAAGUGGCAACGGACUGUCACAACAGCCACGCGUCUCCAGGGACAUGCUGGCACACCACCGGGUACACCGCCUCACUGGAAUAGGUCUCAAAAUGAACAUUCAAAUACUUUGCUCAUCUGUGACUCUCUAGGAUCGGAGGGCCUAAGUCUGAACACACCCAAGAGAAAAUCAGAGGUGCUCUGUGAAAGUGUGCCCUCUUUAGGCAAAGUCAAGCUGAGGAAACUCACCAAGAAAAAAUCAGAGUCAUUCAAAGUUUUAAAGGAUAAACCUAUGAAUAACUCUCCCAAACAUGUGGAAAAGAGUGAGCCACUAUUGCCACCUCUGUCUCACUCUUUUGUCUCGAAAAAGAAGGAGAGGACACCUGAGGAGGGAUCAAAGGCAAUCUGUAGGAUGGCGCUGAUUGCAGCCAUUGGCAGCACAAGAACGGGGCACAACACUAAUAAUGUCCCCAGAACUGACACUAACAGCCGGUCUCUGCCACUUGUAUCUUCACCUGUACAGACUGAGGGUCUCAGUCAGACAUCCCUUGACAGAACAGUCAUCGAUAUAAACUACUUCUUGAGAAAACCUGACGAUGAAUCUGAGGAGAAUAUCGCUGCCCAGGAUGAUCAGUGCUCCCCUCUUCAAAUGUUGGAAGGCACAGAUGACAUCUCUGAGGAAAAGGAAGAUGACAGGAGUGUGGUUCUUAAAGCAGAGGAUCUUCACAAGAAGCUGAUUUUUCAUGGCUCUGAAAAGGCCACAUACCUAGGAAUGUUGUCUGCUCCAGAAAAUGAGCUUGAAGCUGAGGACUGUGACUCCUCUCUCCCUGAGUUCGAGUAUAUUGAUCAGAACAGCCAGGAACAACCUUUAGUGAAAACUGCAACUUCCUCCUUCACCUUCAUGUACCCUGAAAUCACUGAGACAGUCCAGGCUCACACUGAGGACACAGAGUUGCCUUUCUCACCAUCACAGAGGAUGGUCUUAUUCAAGACCCCACACCCCCCAAACGUGGGCCUUCCAAUGUCAUCCAGAGUUGAGACAGGGAAUUUUCACUCCUCCAAAAUGACGUCCCGUUUAUCAGAUCCCUAUGCCCUGCCGCUACUCUCAAAUGAAGGCACAUCAGAACCUUACCUGAACGCCACAGCCUCACGCAGGCAGUCGGAUGGUAGCUCUUCCAUGCAUUACUCCCGCUUUACCCGUGGUUACACUCCUAAGAGAAGAUUGUCCUUGGGUGCCGAACCUUUAUGGACAAGUUAUCCCUGCCGGGACAGUGAGGUUGGUUUCAUAGACACUCACUGCCAUCUCGACAUGCUCUAUGGAAAACUCGGGUUUCAAGGGACAUUUAGGAGCUUUCGCAAGUUUUACUAUAACAGCUUUGCUCCAGAGUUUCAAGGGUGUAUUACUGACUUCUGCAACCCAGACAUCAUGGUUAAGGAGGCCCUAUGGGAGGGUUUGCUGGCUGAAGAGAUGGUAUGGGGGGCUUUUGGAUGUCACCCCCACUUUGCGAAAGGCUACUCAAAUAUUCAGGAACAGAACAUACUGAUGGCGAUGAGGCAUCCAAAGGCUGUGGCAUUUGGUGAGAUGGGGUUGGACUACUCACACAAAAACUCAACUGAUACUUCCAGACAGAAAGAGGUGUUUGAACGUCAACUGCAUUUGGCUGUGGCCAUGCGGAAACCUCUGGUGAUCCACUGUAGGGACGCAGAUGAUGACCUGCUGAAAAUCAUGAAAAAAUGUGUCCCUAGAGAUUACAAAAUCCACAGGCACUGUUUCACAAACAGUUACCCAGUGAUUGAGCCCUUCCUAACAGAGUUCCCCAACCUGUACGUGGGCUUCACAGCGCUGAUCACCUACUCCAGUGCCACUGAGGCCAGAAACGCUGUCCGCCAGAUCCCUCUCAACCGCAUUGUGUUGGAGACAGAUGCACCAUAUUUCCUGCCAAGAAAGGUCGGUAGAGAUGUUUGCCGGUUUUCACAUCCUGGAAUGGGCAUCCACACGCUGCAGGAGCUGAGUCUGCUGAAGGGGGAAGACGUGGCCACAGUCCUCAACACUGUCCGCAGCAACACCACUCUCCUGUAUGGUCUAUAACCUUCAGAGAUAAAAACACUGGUUGGUGAGAAAAAACAUUUUUCUGGUUUAUUUUUGGACAUAUAAAUCUCUACUGUACGGAUGUAGGAUAAUGGGGAUGAUUUAUUUUAACCAACCUGAAAGACUCGCAAAUAGAUCCAGGAAAAAAUAAAAAAAAACAAAAGAGCUGACAUAAAUCUGCCUCCUGCCUGGUGGAGCUUCUUUGUGUGAGAGUUUAUCUGUGUUCGUGCAAAAUAAUUCUUAAGUAGUCUGGUGUUUAUUUUGUUUCUGCUAUGUUUUCAUAGAAUGUUACUUGUCUGUUCUGGUUUAUUUGGGCGUUUGUCUUUCGCAGCUGGUGUGUUGUCAAGUUUAGUUUGAUGCACUGGAUACAUAUUAAAAGUCCUAAUACUUCA